This is a messenger RNA of Adineta steineri, 2283 nucleotides long. The record is from the annotation of a GenBank genome assembly. NCBI's taxonomy places the organism in Eukaryota, Metazoa, Rotifera, Eurotatoria, Adinetida, Adinetidae.
AUGGACAAAGGAGAAUCAACAACAAAUGCAUGUACAGUUCCAAAAGGUGCAGAGGAUCCUCAACCUAUCAGCCUUCAACACAUGCAAAAUGUUCUUCUAAUCUGGUUAGACAGCAAUGUUGACAAGAACAAUGAAGAUUGUCAAAAUACAAUCACACAAUUGCGACGGGCUGUGAACGACAUCAACAUAUAUACAGAUGUUGAUCAAUGCCUCGAAUUUAUCCAAACAAUUAUCGACAAAAAGGUAUGUAUGAUCAUACCUGGUUACUUUGGACAACAUAUCGUGCCACGUGUGCACAAUAUGCCUGGAGUUGAUUCAAUUUUUGUACUCUGCGGUAGCAAAGAACGCCAUGAACAAUGGGUCAAAAAUUGGCCCAAAAUAAAGGGUGUUUUCACAGAUAUUAAACAAAUCUGUGAAGCACUCAAAUCAACAGCUCAACAAUGUGACCAAAAUAACAUGCCCAUGAGUUUUGUGGGAUCAAAUAAAAAUUUAGAUCAAUUAGAUCCUCCUUUUAUGUACACUCAGAUCCUCAAGGAGAUCAUAUUAACCAUUAGCUUCGACCAAAAGCACAUCCAAGAUUAUCUGGAUUACUGUCGCAAUAUUUUUACUGAUAAUGAAAAAGAAAUGAUUAAUAUUAACAGUUUGAAGGAUGAAUACCACAAGAACACACCAGUUUAUUGGUACACCUGUGACAUGUUUUUGUAUCGCAUGCUCAAUAGUGCAUUACGAAUGAUGGAUGGCGAUAUUAUUACACGAAUGGGCUUCUUCAUCAGUGAUUUACAUCGACAGAUCGAACAACUAUAUCAGGAACAAUAUGCUGGUACAACUGAUGCUAACACCUUCACCAUCUUUCGUGGUCAAGUUUUAUCUUCAGGGGAUUUGAAAAAAAUGAUGGAAAACAAAGGUGGUCUUAUUUCUUUUAACAGUUUCUUGUCUACCAGUAAAGAUCGCAGUACAUCACUGAACUUUGUUCAAAAUGCUACAAUAAAUUCAGAUCAAAUACGUGUCCUGUUCAUUAUGGAGAUUAAUCCUGCUCAAUCAACAACACCAUUUGCUUCGAUCGCUGGUAUCAGUGACUUUGAAGGAGAAAAGGAAGUCUUAUUCUCUAUGCUUAGCGUUUUUCGUAUCAAGGAUAUUAAACACACGGAUGAAAAUAAUCGUUUAUAUGAGGUUAGUUUGGUGCUGACUGCUGAUAACGAUCCAGAACUAUCUAGACUUACUGAUUACAUUCGAAAAGAGAGUUUUCCAGAUGCUGAAGGAUGGUACCGAUUGGGUUUAGUACUAUGGAAAAUGGGUCAACUUGACAGAGCGGAAGAUAUUUAUCAAGUUUUACUUGAUCAAACAACGGAUGAUAAAGAAAGAGCACUUAUUUACCAUCGACUUGGUUGCAUCAAAGGUGAUCAAGGAAAAUAUCAAGAAGCACUUACAUUCUAUAAAGAAUCAUUUGAUAUUAGGCAAAAGAUUCUUACUCCCGAUCAUCUUGAUUUGGCUAUGUCCUACAACAACAUUGGUAACGUGCAUAUAAACAUGAGUAAUUAUCCGCAAGCACUUUCGUGUCAUGAAAAAGCCCUUGAAAUUCGACAACAAUCACUUCUUCCCAAUCAUCCUGAUUUGGCUAUGUCUUACAAUAAUAUUGGUUUAGUACAUAACAACAUGCGUAAUUAUCCAAAAGCACUUGCAUCUCAUGAACAAGCCCUUGGAAUUCAACAAUCGCUUCCUUCCAAUCAUCCUGAUAUCGCUAAGUCCUACAUCAGCAUGGGCUUAGUGCAUUCAAACAUGGGUGAUUAUCCCGAAGCACUUUCUUAUUACGAGAAAGCCCUUAAGAUUCAACAACAAUCACUUCCUUCAAAUCAUCCUGAUUUGGCUAAGUCCUACAUCAGUAUGGGCCUAGUGCAUUCCAACAUGAGUAAUUAUCCGCAAGCACUUUCGUCUCAUAAAAAAGCUUUUGAAAUUCAACAACAAUCACUUCUUCCCAAUCAUCCUGAUUUGGCUAUGUCCUACAACAACAUUGGUUUAGUACAUAACAGCAUGCGUAAUUACCCGCAAGCACUUGCAUCUCAUGAAAAAGCUCUUGAAAUUCGACAGCAAUCAGUUCUUCCCAAUCAUUUUGAUUUGGGUUCUUCCUACAACAACAUUGGUGCAGUAUAUGGAAAUAUGGGUAAUCACUCAAAAGCUCGUACAUUUUUUGAACGUGCUGUACAAAUUGCACAACAAUCAUUACGUCCAAAUGACCCAAAUCUUCAUCAGUGGAGAAAGAACCUUAAACAUGUAAAAAACAAGUAA